Messenger RNA from Mesorhabditis belari, 1479 nucleotides. The record is from the annotation of a GenBank genome assembly. Lineage: Eukaryota; Metazoa; Nematoda; Chromadorea; Rhabditida; Rhabditidae.
AUGACCAGCGGGUGUGGCCAUCUGAAAGUUCAGUUGGAAAAAGGAGCCGGAAAUCUUUACAACAUUUACCGACGGCUUCUCCAAAUUAUCUACCCAAGCGAAUUGAAGCUCUACCAGAUGAAGGCGGCUCUCAUCCGAUGCGAUGUCCGUGGGUGCACGGCCCGUCAGCACGAGCUUCUUCUCUGCACUCAAUGCAACACUUGCCGAUGUUUGAAUCACAUCAACGAACAUGCGGCCAAAACGAGCACUCUUGGGAAACGACAUGAUUUUGCUAUUUCACUCGAAUAUGGGCAUAUCUUCUGCAACGAUUGCCAUGAUUAUGUGUAUACUGCGGAGAUGGAAAGGCUACGAACCGAAGCCUACGAUUCGAACCAGCGAUUUUUGGGGUUGCCACGUAGCGGACAAUGGUCUUUGAAUACACAUUGUAUUGAGCCCAUCGCAAUAACAUCCUCAUCAAAUAUUGCUGAUCAUAGCCUUCGUGGUAUUGUGAAUCUGGGUAACACGUGCUUUAUGAAUUCGAUUAUUCAGUCGCUAGUACAUAUGCCCGCGAUGAGAGAUUAUUUUUUGAGUGAUCAACAUACUCAUCCAAAUACUUCCAAGUCCGUGUGCUUAAUGUGUAUGGUCAACGAAGCAUUUCAAGAGCUUUUGCAACCAAACUGGGAAGAGCCCGUAGUUUUGAAGCAGUUAUUGGGUUUUCUAUGGAGUUCUUCAAAACAACUUGCUGGUUAUCAUCAACAAGAUGCACACGAGUUUCUAAUUACGCUACUUGAGCUAUUGCACAGUCAUUCAAAACCAAUUGAAUCACCAAUACUUUCUACGGAUUGUAAAUGUGUUAUCGACAAAAUCUUCACCGGACAAAUGCAAUCGGAUUUGACAUGUAAUAGUUGCAGCCACGUCUCCGUUCGUGUGGACCCGUUCCUCGACAUUGCCCUAAAUGUGCCAAUCCCUGUAAACGGCGAACUUGAAGCCAUAACUCUUGAGAAAUGUUUGGACAGAUAUGUCCAAAACGAAACGAUUCCUUGUACAAAUUGUGAAAAAUGUGGAGGUCGUGGAUUGACGAAGCAAUUGACGUUCAAGAAGCUUCCCAUUGUGGCGAUUUUCCAGUUGAAACGUUUCCAUCACGAGGGACAAUUACGAAAAAAGAUUUCAUCAAUCGUGCGGUUUCCAAUGGAACUCGAUAUGACUCGAUAUUUGACCGCCUAUCACACAGAUGCCUCACAAUUUGACUCGAAUAAAGGAAGCUGCUCAGCGCUAAAACGUCAAUACAAUAGGUACGAAUUGUAUGCUGUAGUUCAACACUCUGGUUCAAUGGACACGGGGCACUACACGUGUUUUGUUCGACGAGGUCAACAAUGGUUUAAAUGCGAUGACGACGCGGUCUAUGCUGUUCCGCCAAGCACGGUCUCCAUGGCUGAAUGCUAUCUUCUCUUCUAUCAAACUACGGCGCUCAAGUUCCAGUCACCUAUGGACACUUCGACU